AUGAGAAAUAUCAAAGUUCUCGUGAGAAUUAGGAUUCCCCCUACCCCCAUGUCAUGUGAACAAUCAGUGGUUCUCGCAAUACUACAGGAGAAUGAAGAAUCAAGUGAAGUUGAGGAGAAAAAUCAUGUCAAAACUGGAGGAAAACUUUUGAGUUGCUCUCAAACCAAACAGAAAGAUUUAAAGAAAAGAAGAGCCAAGAAAUCUUUCACCUGCACUCAGUGUGGAAAGAGAUGCACACACAAAGCAAGUUUUGAGUGUCACAUGAGAGUUCAUACUGGAGAGAAACCGUUCACUUGUGAUCAGUGCGGGAAGAGUUUCACACAAUCAUCAAACCUUAAGAGCCACAUGAACAUCCACACUGGAGAGAAACCACACGCAUGUGAUCAAUGCGGUAAAAUGUUUUUAUUGGCUUCACUUCUGAAGAAACACUUGAAAGUUCAUGCAAAGGAGAAGCCACAUUCAUGUCAUUUGUGUGGUAAGAGUUUUUCGCGUCUAGACAGUUUGAAAGAACAUCAGAAAAUACAUACUGGUGUGAGAGAGUACAUGUGCUUUGAGUGUGAAAAGACCUUUACUUCAGCUAAACAGUUGAAAACACAUGAGAGGAUUCACACUGGAGAAAAACCUUAUAAGUGUUUACACUGUGACAAGAGAUUCAUUAAUUCAUCAAAUCAGAAAACACAUGAGAGGAUCCACACUGGAGAGAAACCUUAUAAGUGUUUACACUGUGACAAGAGAUUUAGUCAUUCAACGUAUCUGAAACCACAUGAGAGGAUCCACACUGGAGAGAAACCUUAUAAGUGUUCACACUGUGACAAGAGAUUCCGUGAUUCAGCAACUCUGAAAACACACGAGAGGAUCCAUACUGGAGAUAAACCUUAUAAGUGUUCACACUGCAAUAAGAGAUUCAGUCAGUCAGCAAAUCUGAAAACACAUGAGAGGGUCCACACUGGAGAUAAACCUUAUAAGUGUUCACACUGCAAUAAGAGAUUCAGUCAGUCAGCAAAUCUGAAAACACAUGAGAGGGUCCACACUGGAGAGUAACCAUAUCACUGCAUUGCAUGUGGGAAGCGUUUCAUUCAGUCAUCUGUUAUACACAGUCAUACAAAAAACAAUCACAGUAAGGCCCCGUACACACAGAGACGCAUUUAGCUGUAUAUGUAAAUAUUUUGUAUCGUAUCAGCCUUUCGUCCAGAUGGAUCCGGCGUUUUGGGAGCCUCAAACUGCAAUUUUUUUUAACCGGGUCCCAGAGUGGAUAAAUCUGAAAAUGACACAUUUGCGUGUGUAUAGCCAAUCCGUAUAUUUUGUGAAACAAUAAUGUCAUCACCCCACGUCUUUACCCCAGUCAGACACCGCUACCUCAUGUAACAACAACAAUGGCGGACUACAUGUUUGUGUUCAUGCUGCAGAAGCUAUUGAGCCUAUUAGUUUUACUAAACUUACUAGUAGAGC
Molecule: messenger RNA, 1449 nt
Organism: Sinocyclocheilus rhinocerous
Lineage: Eukaryota; Metazoa; Chordata; Actinopteri; Cypriniformes; Cyprinidae
Product: zinc finger protein 239-like
Exons: 2
Coding region: 1-1041 (346 amino acids)
Biological process (GO): regulation of transcription by RNA polymerase II
Cellular component (GO): nucleus
Molecular function (GO): DNA-binding transcription factor activity, RNA polymerase II-specific
Source: RefSeq, a predicted model, not a curated record